AUGUCUGGCAGACCACCGAUGGAUUCGUACUCAAAGCAGAUGUCAAAUAUAGACAAAUGGCAAAUGAAGAAACAAAUAGGAUGCCAACCCAUGACAGCGGAGAUGCCAUUGUAUAGCAAUAUACCGGUGAUAGACGAGGACGUGUCUGAUCUGCCACUCCCUCCGCCACCACUACAGCCACUGAACUACUCUCCGCCUAAGAAUCAGCAGCCAUUCCCUGAGCCACCUGUCGAUCUGGAUGUCGUGUCCAACGGCGCCAACUCUCCCGCCAAUAGCUGGACAGCCAACGAGUCCAACGCCAGUUACGCCACUUUCAGACCCCAGUCUUCUGUGUGCCAGUGGUUUGUCUUCGCUAUACUCAGCCGGAUAUUAUCCACCGAACAGUCGCUCUCGAUCUGCUGUCUCAGCCAAUCCUUUGAGCAGAAAUACUAUUGGAAAGGAAGCCGAAGUCGACCACUUGACUGA
Oppiella nova is the source of this 465-nucleotide messenger RNA. The record is from the annotation of a GenBank genome assembly. NCBI's taxonomy places the organism in Eukaryota, Metazoa, Arthropoda, Arachnida, Sarcoptiformes, Oppiidae.